UCCUCCGGGCCGCCGCCGACGCUGCGCCCCCCUUUUUUCCCCUCCCGACGGAGCGAUGCGCCCCACGGAGGCGCUGCUGCCUUGGGGGCUCCUGGUCUUUUGGGGCGCCCUCCUGGCCCGGCAGGUGCGAGGCCUCCGGCACAGCGUCUACUGGAACGCCAGCAACCCCAGGUUCUUCAAUUCGGACGGAGGGUACACUAUUCAGGUGUCCAUCAACGACUACUUGGAUAUUUACUGUCCCCAUUAUCAACGGGCGUUGGUCCUUGGAAAGCCGGAAUCCUUCACGUUGCUUAUGGUCAACGCCGAAGGUUACCGAGGUUGCUACGAAACGCCGGGAGCCUUCAAACGGUGGGAGUGCAACCGUCCGUAUGCCGCCUACGGGGCCGUCCGAUUCUCUGAGAAAAUCCAGAGGUUUACCCCAUUCUCACUGGGCAUAGAAUUCCAGAGCGGCCGGGAAUAUUACUAUAUAUCUAUCCCUGCACCGGAGAGUCCUGGCCAGUGUUUGAAGCUACGCAUUUUGGUCUGUUGCAAAGCUACCACCACUGCAGACCCCGCAACGGAGGGGCCCAAAUCUCAGCCCCGAGGGAGAGGCGGUCCAGAGAAAGCAGUUGUCCUUCGUGCACACAGCCCUGCCCCGAUCCGGCUUAGUGUCACCUGCCUGGCUCUUCUGGUGGUGCCCUUUUUCUGGCUCUGACUGGAGGGGAUUUGGAUCGCGUGCCUCCCCCAAGACUCGGGCCGGUUAGGGAGCGCUGACCCCCGCUGUUUAUCCCCGCUCUGCGAAGAUGCUGACCGAUCGCUUGGCACUUUAGAUUUUGCCGAAGACCGACCCCGCCCCCUCCUCAAUUCCCCUUCAAUUGACCACAAAGCUGCUUUGGGGACGGAUGGACAGAUAGCGGUCCCAAAUCCCGAAGGAAGACCUCCUUAAACCCGGAUGAUCCUCUCCGCUCCCAUUCCCACGCCGGAGGAUCUUCGAGGAGAGCGCGUUGUGUCUCGUUCCCACCGGAUGUCAAAGCUGUGCGCUUUUUCUUUUUCUUUUUUUGUCGGCCUCUGGGACUGGAUGGAGACACCCCACCCCAGCCCACCCCGCGACUUCCACCUCCCACCAAGCUGGCUUCCCCCACCCCGACAAGAAAAAAUCCAGAUUUGAGUCUCUUCCGGAUUUUAGCCGAAGACGAUCUCUCCGGGAUCCUACACCAAAGACAAGAGGUUCCUCCGUUCCCCCGUGACUCCGUUGGCAAUCUCCGAUGACUUUAAAACCCUGCUGCUUAAAUAGAGGAGGUUGGCUUUGUAUACCCCCGCCCCCCACAAAAUGUCCUCUUUUGGGGCGAACAUUGCCCCCACCCCCCCAAAAAAACAGCCUUCUGGUCCGUGUCAGCCUCCCUGGACUUUCCGUUCUCGAUGAGAACAACCUGACGGACGGCUCCGUUUUUUUUUUUUUAUCUUCCAUGAAGAAAGCAGCUUCCCGUAGCUGGUGCGCUGCUCUGUUUUUUGUUUUUUAAUUAACUGUGUUUUUAAAAUUUGGUGGUCCCUCCCGCUGAAUCCGGGAUCAUCGGGUGACUGAGC
Messenger RNA from Pseudonaja textilis, 1563 nucleotides. RefSeq names its product ephrin A4 (gene EFNA4). NCBI's taxonomy places the organism in Eukaryota, Metazoa, Chordata, Lepidosauria, Squamata, Elapidae. The record is from RefSeq and is a predicted model, not a curated record. Gene Ontology annotation, cellular component: plasma membrane. Gene Ontology annotation, biological process: axon guidance; ephrin receptor signaling pathway. Gene Ontology annotation, molecular function: ephrin receptor binding.